Molecule: messenger RNA, 996 nt
Organism: Paramecium pentaurelia
Lineage: Eukaryota; Ciliophora; Oligohymenophorea; Peniculida; Parameciidae
Source: the annotation of a GenBank genome assembly
AUGAUAGAAAAUAAUUAAUAACAAAUAAAUUAUUUUUUAGAUCAUCAUAGUCAAAUUAAACUACCAUUAACAGAAAAUAUCAAUAUUAAAAUUCUUGGAUUUAAUUAUAGAUCAUCAAUUUUAGUUUUAGGAAAAUCAGAUGGAAAGAUUUAAAUAUAUUAAUUUAAAUAUGAUGCCAUAAAACUUAUUAAAGAAAUAAAUAGUUCUACUUCAAAAGCUUAUUGCUUAUUAUUUUUAAAGAAAUCUAAUCAAAUAAUAUUUGUGAAUAAUAAAAUAUAAAUAUAUUCAGAAAUAGGUAUAAAUAGAGGAUGUUAUUUAUUUUAAAUUGAAGGACCUAAACCAAAUUGUUUAAUAUUGAAUAAAGAUGAAAAUUUAUUAAUAUGUGGUAGCAACGAUAAAGCUAUUAGAUUUUGGAGAAAAAAUAAGAAUUAAUGGAAUUUUCAUUAAAAAUAUCAAAUUUCUCAUUAUGGAGUUAUAAUAAGUUUAAGUCUUGAUGAUUCUGAAAAUUAUUUAAUUUGUUUAUCAGAAUUAGAAAAUAGCAUAUUUAUUUGUUAAAGGAAUAAAUUUACAAAUUUUUGGUCAGUCUUUUAAAUUAUUUAUUGUAAGGAAAGUCAAGCAUUGUAAGCAUGUUUUAUUAAGGAUUCUAUAUUUAUUUUAUAAUUGUAUAAAGGAGAAAAUUUCAAAUUCUAUCAUCAAAAUUAAGAAACUUUAUAUUUUCAACCUUUUAACCCUUUUAUAUUAGAUAAAUGUAAUCCACUUUAAAUUUCUCAUAGAUUUUAGUUAUAAAUAAUAAAAUAAAGAUAAUUUUUAAUAUAUAGAAAAGAUAAUUGUAUCAAUAUAUUAUUGAUUAAGAGUUAAAAUAACUAUGAAUUUAUUAAAUUGGUUACUUUAAUUGAUUCAAAUUUUAUCUUUAGAGCAACAGAGGAUGGUAAAUAUUUAGUGAUUUGGCAAUAAAAUAAUAGUUUAUUAUUAGUAUCACUUUUAAAUGAAAUUUGA